Molecule: messenger RNA, 3249 nt
Organism: Capsicum annuum
Lineage: Eukaryota; Viridiplantae; Streptophyta; Magnoliopsida; Solanales; Solanaceae
Product: putative F-box protein At1g65770
Exons: 2
Coding region: 253-1407 (384 amino acids)
Molecular function (GO): protein binding
Source: RefSeq, a predicted model, not a curated record
CCUAAGAAGCUGUAUUCUUAAAUGGGCCUUAAAAAUCUAAGUCCAAUCCUAUCAAGUCAUGGACCGGGUCGGGCUGACCCAUAUUGACGGGUCAAUCAGUAAGACAUAGCUUACCAGUCCUAAAACCCACAGCUGUUGCUGAAGUUGUGUACAUUGGCAACUCUGGUCUGGUCUUCAUACUAGGUUGUCACAAUUUGUCAGAAUUCAAAAUCAACUCCCACACUCAAUAGUCUUCAAGAUUUAUACGGAAAAAUGGCGAAACUGGGAGAGAUGCCUGAUUGGUCUUACCUUCAACAUGAACUGCUGGUUCUAAUAGUUAGACGUUUAAAUUUGAUUGAAGACUUUCUUAAUAUCGGCACUGUCUGCAAAUCCUGGCACUCUGUAGCCAUCAAGGAUAAUUUUAACAGUGAUCUGCCUAGGGCUCCAUGGCUGAUGAUAGAUGAUGAGGAAGAGGAAGAGGAUGGUACCACCUGUAAAAAAUUCUUCAGUCUUUAUAAUGGCAUGAUUUUGAUGAAGAGGAAUCCUAAAGCCAGUGGAAAACGGUGUAUGGAGUCUAUGGGAUGGCUUAUCGCAGUCGAUGGUGAAAUCAGUCUAUUACACCCCUUCUCUGGUGUUCAGAUUGAAUUGCCCCACCAAAAUACCACUGAAGAUUAUGAAACCAACAGAACUUCCAAUCCAUGGACCUUUAUCUGGAAAGCAGUUCUAUCUGCUAAUCCUUCUCAUACAACCGAUUAUGUUCUCAUGGUUAUUGAGGGAGACCUCCGGUUCCGUAGUUUUUGGAGACCUGGAGAUUUGCUAUGGACCAGGAUUAGGAAACAAAACUUUUCCACAUUUUUUAUUGAUGUGGUAUAUUUUGAUGGACGCUUUUAUGCGAUCAAUUCUAAUGGAAGUGUCCACGCUUGGGAUGUUACUGGACCUGAACGGCCCAAAACUCAUAUCAUUGCACAGCUACUGCAUACAUAUGUAAAACAAUACUAUAUCCUUCAUUCACUAGGAUCAUUAUUUGUAGUUGUGCAACGUAGUGGUUCAUUUAUGUUGCCCAAAGAUAAUUGGGACAGUGAGGAGGAGGAGACGUACGUCGUGUACGCAUUCGAGACAACUGAUUUUCUAGUUUUCCAGGUUGACUUAACUACCGGCAAAGUGACGCAAACCGAGAAUAUAGGGGACAGUGCUUUUUUUCUGGGUUUUAAUGCUUCUCUUUCGGUCCAAGCUUCUCAAUUUCCAGGUAUCAAGGCCAAUCAUAUUUAUUUUACAGAUAGUUAUUUGGAUAUGUAUCGCCAUGUUAUAGAAGGGUCCUUGGACAUGGGGGUGUUCAACUUAGCAGAUGGCAGUAUCCGACCACAUUAUGAGGGUUUUGCCCUCAGUCGUGUUUGUCCUCCAAUUUGGGUCACACCAACUCUGUGUUAAGUAAGUCAUUUUUCUUUAUUUACUCUGUUUGGUAUGCCAUAUGCUCUUUUUUUACCAUGUAUGUCAAUUUUUUUUUUUUUCAAAAAAUGUUUUAGUACUGUUCUGCUACGAUAUAUUAUUUUUAUUACUAUCCAUUGUCUCUUGUACUUUCAUUACUUCUUUUUCUAGACUUUUUUUGUCUUGAGCCCGGAGUCCAUCAGAAACAGCCUCUCGUAUCUCACCUCUGAGGUUGAGGUAAGGUCUGCGUACCCUCCCAGACCCCACUUUGUGGGACAAGUGGGGUCUACACUGGGUAAGUUGUUGUAUUGUAAGGGUGAGUACAAUUGAACCUCGUGGUCCGGCCCUUCCUCGAACCCUGUCCAGAGAGGGAGCUUAGUGCAUUGGGUUGCUUUUUUUUUUUCACAUGUCAUUUACCUUCAACCUUGAUUGAUAUGUCUUUCUUGCUUUCAUAUAAUUGGGCAAAAGUAUUUCUCUAUUAGUUGUUGGAAUGCAUUACGGCCUUGAAAUCUUCUUGCUGUUUCAGUAUUAUCAUUAUUCUCUAGCUUCUUACCGGAAACUGUUUACGGUCUAAUAAUAUUCUGCUGCAGUCUCCAUUGCGAUUGAUAUACCAACUGAAAAAACAGUAAUAGCCGAUGCAAAUUAUCUUCUAGCUGUCUGUAGAAAAGAAAGAGGGUGUAAGAUGCAUCUAUUACUCUGCUUCGAUAACAUGCUUCCUAGUUGUUUCUUGUAGGGCCUGAAGUUUGAGUAGGAAUUGAUCAAUUACAAGGUAAAACGAAUUUCAAACAGAAAGAACAAAUAUAUGCUUGAGAUGCUUGAACAGGCUGUCAUUCUUCUUGUACUCGUAUUGUUUUUAGCCUCUCUUGCUUGAAACAAUAGAAGCAACAAGGAAAUAUUUGAGAUUCUUCUUGUCACCCUUUGAAACUACUCGAUGCUUAUUCCUAGUGACCGAUGUUACAUCACUUCAGCUGGAGCUUAAAGUGUACAUCUUUAAAUCUCUUUCUUUUUUGACUAAGAGGACAUAAAAAAAGUUGAUGAGGCCGUUGUGCUUCCCAAAGAUGUUAUUGGAUACUCUUAAACACUUUCCUUUGGAACACUAUUGCUGUUUUUCUCACUGUUGCUCUUGAAAAAGCAUUUACGAGGAAACUGCUCUAUUAUUGUCGUUUAACUUUUGUUUGAAGUGAUGACAUCCAUAUUACCGUUUUAUCCUUAUUUUAGGUUCCUCCAAUUGUUCUGUUGUAUUAACCCUCUAUACAACGCCUUAUGACAUCUGUGAACCACUUGUUAAGUAACAGUAAUUAUAAGAGAAAGUGUAGUUAUUGUCAGCUAUAAGAAGAAUACGCGUCUCAGAGCUUUUUAAAGUUUAUUUGAUAAAUGUCAUUAGGAAAACAACACACUCGUCUACUGUGUUGAAUAACUCUUUCCACAGUUUGGUUAACUCUCUGCUGAAUUUGGCUGUUUGCAUGUGUCUUAUCAGUAGUUUUGCAUGUUUAAAACUUCCCUUGAACAUGAGAAGUUUAUAGACUGGAAUUUGUAGUAUAUAACUCUGAGUAAAUCUACGAGAUCUGAAAUGACGAUAUGAGAAGGUGACACGAGCUGGUAAACUAAACUCGACUGUCUGCCUGGUGAUGCAACGAUCUGUACGAAUAUUGGAUGAAGGAGAUGCAAAGAGUAGAAUCGAACUUUUCAUUGCUGCAUUGAAUAUUGUUUAGCUGGUAUCUGGACGAAUGAAGGGGAGCCUUGGAGUAAUUGGUAAAAUUGCUGCCAUGUGACUAGGAGGUCACGGGUUCAAGCCUUGGAAAUAACCUCUGGCAGAAAUGCAAGAUAAGGCUGCGUACAAUACAC